GGUUGUUGUUUCCGUGAGAGUUUCAAACAAACAAAUCAACUGAAACGGUCAAACAAUUUCAAUCCACCAAAUGACUGGCACAUCAGAAUAUCUAUCGAAUACCCAAUCCUUCCGGUGUUGCUAAAUUGUUUCCAAAGGAGAAAUAAUCAACCAAUAACACAACAAUUAAAGAAUAAAAUAAUAAAAACAAUUGAAACAAUUAACUAAACUUUAGUCUCGUCAACAAUGAAACUCAACCGACUCUUGGUAACCGACUGGUGGGAACAACCAAUCAGCUUUUAGCUUCGGUUUGAAAACUUUGUUUUCUUCAACAUAAUCGGUGAAUUUUGUUUCUCUUGUUACUUUAAUUUGUUUUUUUUUCUCUCUUUUAAUUAAUUAAUUGGACAAAAUGGAAUAGAUUGAUUGGUUUUGUAAUCAGUUAUAUUUAAAAUUCUUCUGUGCCAUUAGAUUAACCAAUUUAUUUUAAAUAAUCUCUAUGCAUGAGUGUCAUAAGUUACAGCAAAGAGGCAAUGAGAUGACCGAUGGGCCAUUCAAAGCCACUAAACUGUGGAAUCAGAUUAUCUAUGACUUUAGUACUGGGAUUGGUCUGAAGAGACACCGUCGUCAUUUAAGAGCCUAUGACAAUUGCUUUGUGGCCUGUAAAGCGGUUGAUUGGCUUUAUGAGUAUUUAUCAGCUCAAAAAAGAAAUGAAAAUAAACAAAUCUCAAGGCAACAGGCUAUUCAAUUGUUGGAUAAAUUUUUAACAUAUGAUAUAAUUGAAAAGGUUGUUACCAAGAAUACAAGUUGCUCAAAAUUCAAGGAUAACAAGGAUCUGUAUCGGUUGAAGAAUGAGAAUAUACCUUAUCCCCAUUUGGAAAAUAGCAGAGACAAUGAGGAAGAUAUGUCAUGUCGAGAAGAGAAAAUGAUGGAAAAACAAUGCAACUCUAAUAAUAAAUCAUCUCCACCGUUGGGCAAAAAUUCAGCAGCAAUUAAAAGUAACAAUGGAUCAGUUUCACCAAUUAAAUCUCUCACCUUGACCUUUGAUCCAAACUCAUCUCAUGUUUGGAAAGAGGUCAUUAUCCGACAUAUAACGAUGAUCCAACCAAUGUUUACAUCUCUUCUUGAUCCUCGAGAAAUCAACUCUCAAUUUGUCGUCAUCAAUUCAACUCAUAUCAAUAAGAAUGGAAUUGUUUUGGUCAACGAUAAGUCUAAGGAUAUUCCUCAUUGGGUCAUGUCCGCCAUGAAAUGUCUAGCGAACUGGCCCAACAAUUCUGGUAACUCUUUACCUCGUUAUCCUGGAUUUGAACGCGAUGUUUUCAACCUCAUUCGAGAAUAUUUUGUUAAUCUUGACUCUCCCAUGAUUCCAUCCAUUUUUUACCCUCUAAUUGUAUCCCUUGUUAAAGAAAGUGAUCUUCAAGGUAUCUAUCGUCAACGAAGUGGUCAACUUUACUCUAAUGUGGCCUUGGAAAAUCGUGAGCCAAUUUACGAGACUCACACAUCAACUCCUCUUAAUAAUAAAAAGGCCGAUAGUCGUCGUACUAAUGGUCUUUCAAGUAAAGUGAAAAAAGAUGAUUCAAUUUUCGAGACUGUUUUCCACCCUCAAAGUCCAGUUACUCGAAUUUUAUCACAAGAUCAGUUGACAUCGAUCUUUUCUGCGAUUGCCUCUUCCGAUGGUUCACUCGAUGGCUCAUCUUCACCGCAAAGUAUUGAAGCUUUAUACUCUUGGCGCAAACCAGCCGAAGCUCGUAAUUUGCAACAUCUCGCAACUUUACCUCGAAAUAUGCGAAAACAACGAAUUGAAGGAUUGAAACGAUGUAAAUUAGAGAAAGAGCCUUACAAAAGUUCUUUGUGCCUUAUGAAUUUCGGUUGUAUUCUUCAAAGCCCUUGUGAAGAAGGUGAAUACAUGAUGGAUAAAAGCGUAACAAGUUUACAGAAUUGGCGAUCAUUCAGGAUUCGAUCACCUGAACCAACUUACAUAAGUUUAAUCAAGAGAGAAAUCAGCGAACCCACAACUCAAAACGAUCAUUUCACAUCCGAAGGAGAUGAGAAAAUUAUUAAUCUUCUAAAUUUGGUGUUUCUAUUGAUUCCACCAGAGAAUCGACGACAUCUACACUUAUUAUUACGUCUUCUUUCAAGAGUAUUGAAAAAUACAGAACUUAAAUUUCUCUCAAAUCAUUCAUCAAGCAUGGAAUAUUAUAUCAUCGAAACGUUCACUCGGUGUAUAAUCUUUUCUGGUAACGAAAAAACGUACAACGAACCAGCAGCUCAAUUCUUAGUUUCUGUGAUGUUAAAAAACACUGAACAAAUUUUUUCUAUUCCUUCCUAUGUAAAGUACCAAGUGAACAGUAUCCUAAAUUAUUGAUUCCAAAGGCUCAGCUGAUUAUGUUCAAAAGUUUGACAACAAUUUACUGUUUACAAUUUGAAACUAUCAACCUAAUAAGGAACAUCAAUUUGUUGUUCCUUUUCCUCAACUAAAUCUCAACUGGAACAAUUGACUUUCCUUAAUUGUCACUCUACAAUUACUAACAUGAAAAAAUUUAUCCGCCGCUGAAGAUUAAUUGCCAAUUAAAAAUUUGUAUCAAUUUUUAAUUCCAUAAUCAUAUUGGCUUGGAAUACGACAAUUAGAUCAAGAAAUUUCGGUUUUUAUAAAUUUCGUUGCUAAAUCAACUGAUCAAAUCAUUUCUUUCGAGCAUGAGAUUGAGAUGAGAAUUGUUGAUAAUUAGUUAACUUUAAGAUCAACAAACUGACAAAAUACAUGUUACAGGUAAAAUUAUUACGAUUAAUUGAUAAGAUUUAAGAGGAAUGUAAAAGGUUAUUAGAAUUGUGAUAGAAAAUAGAAUUUGAUAAAAAGAUAUCGUAACAUUAAUAUUUUGGAGAUUGUUGAUUGUCGUCAUGGAUUCAAAAUCUACAAUCAAGAUUAAUUAAGAAGGAACUUGUUCACCAAUUUUAGACAAUAAAGUUGUAGCUUCUUUGUAAGCCUGUAAUCAACAAAAUGGAACAACGAAGAAAAAUUAAUCACAAUGAUUAAAGGAAAAUCAGAGAAAGAAAAAUAAACUAACCUCAGCAUCGGCCCAUUUUUUUGAUCCCUUGUACUUGGUUACAAUCGCUUUGAGAUGGUCAGUGGCCUUGUCCUUUUCCCGAUUCAAGGCCAACAAAGUUUUAGCGAUCAUAAUUUGAUUCUUUGAAUAGAAACCUGGUUCAAUCUUCUCCGCUUGUUCAAACAAUUCAAGGG
Messenger RNA from Panonychus citri (citrus red mite), 3211 nucleotides. RefSeq names its product DEP domain-containing protein 1B-like. The transcript has 5 exons. The coding region runs from base 476 to 2341 and encodes 621 amino acids. The record is from RefSeq and is a predicted model, not a curated record. Lineage: Eukaryota; Metazoa; Arthropoda; Arachnida; Trombidiformes; Tetranychidae. Gene Ontology annotation, biological process: intracellular signal transduction.